UUUCCGGGCUCCGGGGUAUUUUAAGGCGCGAGCCACUAGGGUCGCCUGACUCCCGUCGCCCGGUGCUCCGCUUCUUGCUUUCUCUGUGGUCUGCUCCCUGGCACCAUCAGCCAUGGGUCCCUGGCCCCACUCGUUGCGCGCCGUCCUGUUGCUGCUGUUCUUGGCAGUCUGCACAGUGCGUUCCGACACACCUGCCAAUUGCACCUACCCCGACCUGCUUGGUUCCUGGGUCUUCCAAGUGGGCCCCAGACGUCCCCGAAGUGACGUUAACUGCUCGGAGAUGGGACCAACAGAAGAAAAAGUAGUGGUACACCUGAAGAAGUUGGAUACUGCCUAUGAUGAACUGGGCAAUUCUGGGCAUUUCACCCUCAUUUACAACCAAGGCUUCGAGAUUGUGUUGAAUGACUACAAAUGGUUUGCAUUUUUCAAGUAUGAAGUCAAGGGCAGCACAGUCGUCAGUUACUGCCAUGAGACCAUGACUGGGUGGGUCCAUGAUGUGCUAGGCCAGAACUGGGCUUGUUUUGUUGGGAAGAAGAUAGGAAGUGCUUCUGAGAAGGCGAACGUGGCAAAUGUAAAAGUGGCACACCUUGGAAAUCUCCAGGAAAGAUAUUCUGAUAGGCUCUACAGUUAUAACCACAACUUUGUGAAGGCCAUCAAUACUGUUCAGAAGUCUUGGACUGCAGCCAUAUACAAGGAAUAUGAGAAGCUGAACCUAAGAGAUCUGAUUAAGAGAAGUGGUGGCCACAGCCAAAGGAUCCCAAGGCCCAAACCUGCCCCACUGACUGCUGAACUACAGCAACAGAUUUUAAAUUUGCCAGAAUCUUGGGACUGGCGAAAUGUCCAUGGCGUCAAUUUUGUCAGCCCUGUUCGAAACCAAGAAUCUUGUGGAAGCUGCUACUCAUUUGCCUCUAUGGGAAUGCUAGAAUCAAGAAUUCGUAUAUUAACCAACAAUUCUCAGACCCCAAUCCUGAGUCCUCAGGAGGUUGUGUCUUGUAGCCAGUAUGCCCAAGGUUGCGAUGGUGGGUUCCCCUACCUCAUUGCGGGCAAGUACGCCCAAGAUUUUGGAGUGGUGGAAGAAAACUGCUUCCCCUACUUAGCCGCAGAUGCCCCGUGCAAACCAAAAGACAACUGCCUCCGCUACUAUUCUUCUGACUACUACUAUGUGGGUGGCUUCUACGGUGGCUGCAAUGAAGCCCUGAUGAAGCUCGAGCUGGUCCAGCAUGGGCCCCUAGCCGUUGCCUUCGAAGUCCAUGACGACUUCCUGCACUACCGCAGUGGAAUCUACCACCACACCGGGCUGAGAGACCCUUUCAACCCCUUUGAGCUGACCAAUCAUGCUGUUCUGCUCGUGGGCUAUGGAAGAGAUCCAGCCACUGGGACAGAGUACUGGACUGUGAAGAACAGCUGGGGCACUCAGUGGGGUGAAAGCGGCUACUUCCGGAUCCGCAGAGGGACCGAUGAGUGUGCCAUUGAGAGCAUAGCCGUGGCAGCCAAACCAAUUCCUAAACUGUAGGACGCAGCUCCCAGUGUUACUGGUCUUCAUCGUUCGCAGAGUGAUUUAGUCACAGGAUUGAGACUUUACAACAGCAAUUUCAGAAGCUUAGCACUAGGUUUCCAUGAAGACUUUUGCCUUUAAAUUUAAAAAUCAUGCUUGAUUUUUUUUUUUUUUCUUAUCCUUCCCAUCAACUGAACCACUCUUUUUUUUUUUUUAAAUAGGUACAUGGUUAUAUAAGACUUUUGUGAGCAAUGGUUAAGUUGUCAAAUAAUGAAUUUUUUUGGUCAUCUACAAUGAUCAGUACUACAGAAUUUCUAUAUGUGUUUACAAGAAUUUUUGUCACUGACUCCUUCCCUUAGAAGCAUUUAUAUUCCAUGAUGCAUUUUUUUUUUUUUUUAAGGAGGAAAGACAAAGAAAAUAUGUCAUGUAGGAGACAACCUAGGGAACAGGAAAAAUAGGUCAGCUGCAAAAAGUGCUUGCUGUGCAAGUAUGAGGAGUUAAUGUCAGUCUUCAGGAUCCAUGCCAGACAUGCUGACACACUUGUAAUCCUAGCACCAAGGAGACAGAGACAGGUGGAUCUCUGGAGCUUACUGGUCAGUCAGUGUAGUUAAAUGAACAAGUUCCGGGUUAGUAAAGUGAUCUGUGUCAAAAUCAAGUGAGUGUUCCUAAGAAGUUAUAGCCACAGUUGGCUUCUGGCUUCUGUACCGGCUUAUGCUUCCAUACUUACAUGAACAUACAGAUAAACAAACAAAUAAAUAAAUAAAACAAAAGCUUUUAACCUUAUGUCAAGGGGUAUCUUCUGACAAUACCUAGUGAACUCUAAAUUCAUACAGAAAAUAAAGGGUUUUCAUAAUACCUGCAUGUUGAAA
Molecule: messenger RNA, 2364 nt
Organism: Psammomys obesus (fat sand rat)
Lineage: Eukaryota; Metazoa; Chordata; Mammalia; Rodentia; Muridae
Gene: Ctsc
Product: cathepsin C
Exons: 7
Coding region: 113-1513 (466 amino acids)
Cellular component (GO): lysosome
Molecular function (GO): cysteine-type endopeptidase activity
Source: RefSeq, a predicted model, not a curated record